AUGUCUCGAGGUCCUGAAUUGCCGGAGCCCGCGUUCAAGCGGUUCACGAAGGAGAUUGGGUGGAGUUCGCUGGUGCAUUCGUCACGUGACAUCAAGAUUCUGAUUGCGCAAAAGGUGUUGCGAAUGAUUGCCUAUGGUCAGAGCACUUUGAUUCUGGUGCAGUUUUUCCGGGCGAUUCACGUGUCGGAUGUUAGUCUGGGGUACUUUAUGACGCUGACGUUGCUCGGGGACGUAAUUAUUAGCUACUUUUUGACGCUUUACGCCGACCAGAUUGGGCGCCGACAUGUGCUGUUGCUGGGAUCUUUCCUGAUGAUGGUCAGUGGGAUUGUUUUUGUCUUUUCCGAUCACUUUGUUGUACUGUUGAUAGCCGCAAUUGUUGGCGUGAUUAGUCCGUCGGGCGACGAGACCGGGCCCUUCAAGUCCAUUGAGGAGUCUGUAGUUGCUCAUUUGACUCCUACCAAGGAGUUGUCGGACAUUUACGCGUGGUACGGGCUGUUUGGCACUGUUGGCAGUGCGGUGGGAAGUGUGUCUGCGGGACUCAUGAUCGAUGGGCUGGUUGACCAUUAUGGCUGGACCAAGCUCAAGGUCUACCGGUUCAUGUUUGCCCAAUAUGCCUUUUUUGCGUUCCUCAAGCUGCUGCUCAAUUGGGGUCUAAGCGACAAGUGCGAGCUGCGAAAACGAUCGGAGGAGGAGGAGCGACGGGACGAGGCCAUUGCCACUGGUGACGAGUCUGAUCCUUUGUUGCGUCCCACCGACCACCACGACCCCACUCCGUCCCAGUCCCCCAAGUUCUCAGUCUGGGGCACUCCUCUCAGCCGUAGAAGUCGACAGGUGGUGUGGAAGCUGUGCAUUCUGUUUGCUCUGGACUCCAUGGGCUAUGGCUUCAUGCCAAUCUCCUGGGUCGUCACCUACUUUCUGGACCGAUGGAAGGCCAGUGAAAGCACCGUGGGCACUCUGUUCUUCUUCACCAACGUGCUCAACGCCCUGUCGUCGCUGGCCUCUUCGUCCAUGUACAAGCGUCUGGGCCCCAUCAUUGCCAUUGUCGCUGCACACUUCCCCUCAGCCAUGGCCAUGUCCUUCAUUCCACUGGCUCCAAACAUGCCCAUUGCCAUGGCUCUGCUGCUGUUCCGAGCGUCCACAGCCGUCAUGGACGUGGUACCGCGACAGGCCUUCUUGUCGCACGUGGUGUCUGCCGAGGAGCGAACCAAGGUCAUGGGCAUCGUCAACGUGGUCAAGACGCUGGCUCGAUCUGUGGGUCCCAUUUUCACCGGCAUGUUUGCCGAAAAGAACAUGCUGGGCUUUGCUUUCCUCAUCACCGGUCUUCUCGAGGCCGCCCACGAUAUGGGCAUGUUGACUCUCUUCUGGAAGUACAACCGGAUCAUCAAGCACUGA
Molecule: messenger RNA, 1392 nt
Organism: Yarrowia lipolytica CLIB122
Lineage: Eukaryota; Fungi; Ascomycota; Dipodascomycetes; Dipodascales
Biological process (GO): transmembrane transport
Cellular component (GO): fungal-type vacuole membrane
Molecular function (GO): transmembrane transporter activity
Source: RefSeq, a predicted model, not a curated record